GGUUAGCUUCUGCGCGGGACAGAACAUGGCGCUUAUUUAUUGCUGUGGAAUUUUUUGAUGUUAGUGACUGUUGUUCUUUUUGGGCUGCUUUUUGGCUUAUCCCAAUAGGUUUUCUUCCCCGUUCCUGUAUUUUAGCGAGGCUGAAUUGCCGCUACCACUCUUGCCACUAUGCCUCCAACAGGAAGCGGCGAGCAGCUUCGGGCUCGAGUCCAAUCUCUUAUCGACUCUAACCGAGUCGUCGUCUUCAGUAAAAGCUACUGUCCGUAUUGUGUCAAGGUAAAGGAUCUUUUCAAAACAUUAAAUGUGGAGAUUAAUUCAAUAGAGCUUGAUUUAAUGGAUGAGGGACCAAACUUCCAAGCUGUGUUGAUGGAGAUGACUGGCCAGAAAACAGUGCCCAAUGUAUUUGUCAAUAAAACACACAUUGGAGGUUGCGAUAAAACUAUGCAGGCUCAUGAUGAUGGAGUGCUUCAGAGACUCCUAGGGAUUUGCACUGAAUCCUAUGAUUAUGACCUCAUUGUUAUUGGGGGUGGUUCAGGUGGUCUUGCAUGUUCUAAGGAAGCUGCAUCAUUAGGAAAGAAAGUAAUGGUUCUGGAUUAUGUUGUUCCUACGCCAAAAGGAACUAAAUGGGGACUUGGAGGCACAUGUGUAAAUGUUGGAUGUAUUCCUAAAAAGCUCAUGCACCAAGCCGCCACCUUGGGGAUGUCACUUAAAGAUUCAAAAAAUUUUGGCUGGGAAUAUGAAGACAAAGUCACGCACAAUUGGUCAACAAUGAAAGAUGCCAUCUCAAAUUAUAUUGGUUCUUUGAAUUGGGGAUAUCGUGUAGAAUUAAGAAACAAGAACGUUGCUUAUUUGAACUCCUAUGCCGAAUUUGUAGAACCACAUAAAAUUAAGGCAACAAACGCACGAGGCAAGGAAAUUUUCCACACAGCAGCAACAUUUGUCCUUGCUACCGGGGAACGUCCAAGAUAUUUGGGUAUUCCAGGUGAUAAGGAGUACUGUAUUACCAGUGAUGAUUUGUUUUAUCUGUCAUACUGCCCUGGGAAGACGCUAGUUGUGGGGGCAUCUUAUGUCGCCCUUGAAUGUGCUGGUUUCCUGGCAGGCCUUGGUUUGGAUGUCACAGUAAUGGUCCGUUCCAUUCUUCUGAGAGGUUUUGACCAAGAAAUGGCAGAAAAGGCAGGCGCGUAUAUGGAAGAACAUGGUGUCAAGUUUAUCAGAAAAUUUGUGCCUAUAAAGGUUGAACAGCUAGAGGAAGGAACUCCUGGGAGGUUAAAAGUAACAGCAAAAUCUACAGAAAGUAAUGAGGUUAUAGAAGGCGAAUACAACACUGUUUUGAUAGCAGUUGGCCGUGAUGCUUGCACCAGAAAAAUUGGUCUUGAUAAAGUUGGGGUCCAAAUCAAUGAAAAGAAUGGUAAAAUUCCAGUAAAUGACGAGGAACAGACAAAUGUGCCAUAUAUUUAUGCCAUUGGCGAUAUCCUUGAUGGGAAACUGGAACUCACUCCUGUUGCAAUUCAAGCUGGAAAACUGCUUGCACGAAGGCUGUUUGGAGGGUCCUCUGUAAAGUGUGACUACAUAAAUGUUUGUACCACAGUCUUUACACCUUUGGAAUAUGGUUGUUGUGGUUUAUCGGAGGAGAAAGCCAUCGAGUUGUUUGGGGAGGAAAACAUAGAGGUAUAUCACAGUUUGUUUUGGCCUCUUGAAUAUACAGUUGCUGGCAGGGACCAUAAUAAGUGUUACUCCAAAAUUAUCUGCAACAAAAUGGAUAAUGAGCGUGUUGUGGGAUUUCAUUAUCUAGGCCCCAAUGCUGGUGAAGUUACCCAGGGAUAUGGUGCAGCCAUAAAAUGUGGGCUAACUAAAGAACUUCUUGAAACGACAAUUGGCAUUCACCCAACCUGUGCAGAGAUAUUUACAACAUUGUCUGUUACCAAGCGCUCUGGAGCUGAUAUCUCCCAAAGAGGUUGCUGAGGAUAGAUCCCUGCUGUGCCUAACGUCUGCCCACUCAGUAUCUAAUUUUUGCUUUGGCUUAUGACUGUCUAGAACUGCACCAGUAAGUUUCUCAGGUAAUUUUACACAACAAACAGAAUAUGCCUGCUAUUGAUGGAGCAGGGUUUUAUCAUACAUUUGGCCAAGCAAAAUUAGAAUGGCAUGUUACUGGGUAGACAGUUUAACAGCAGGGAUAUGUUUAUAAUCUUGGAUCCAACUUGUGCUUAGAAAUGCCAUCCUGGCAGUUUUUGACGUCUUAGCCCUGAACCAAUAAGUUGGUGGACUGGGACUGAUUACUUCUGAGCAACAUUUAGGAUUUCAGAUGCCUGUACCUCCUUCAGAAAUGACCUUAAAGACACAGAAAAAGAACAGACUUUUAUUAUGUCAUACAUUACAUUCUAAUCUGAAUUUCUUUUACUGUCAGUUUCUGUUCACCUUGUUUUGUUUCUGGUUGUGCUUUCAUUUGCCUAAUGUUUUCUGCAGCUUAUUAAUUCUUUUAACCAUAAGCACACUCCACUCUAGUCAAUAAUUUAGCAUCCUUACUGUACCCCUCUCAAUAAAGGAAUUUCCUUCAAAUACCUUUUUUAUUGGUUUAACUAUACAUGAAUUGUUAAGCUUGUUAAUUUUAUUUCCUCCAUUCUUUACUUUUUGUUAAUGUAUCAAGUCUGUUCACUUGCAACCUAUACAUAAGGAGGGUAAGCAGUGCUGUGUAGGUAAGCUCCAAAAAAGCAAAUCAGUUUUUUUGUGUCUUACCUCAGUGUUUGAAUGUAUAAUUAAUAAAUAUUUAUGAAUGUUUUGAAAGCUGAUACUGAAGGUAUUCUGGAAAGACUGUAAUUUUAUGUCCAUAUUUCUUCAUUUUUGUCUCAAUAAACAGUAUAUAUGCGUC
Messenger RNA from Erpetoichthys calabaricus (reedfish), 2866 nucleotides. RefSeq names its product thioredoxin reductase 3 (gene txnrd3). NCBI's taxonomy places the organism in Eukaryota, Metazoa, Chordata, Cladistia, Polypteriformes, Polypteridae. Gene Ontology annotation, molecular function: flavin adenine dinucleotide binding; glutathione-disulfide reductase (NADPH) activity; thioredoxin-disulfide reductase (NADPH) activity. Gene Ontology annotation, cellular component: cytosol; mitochondrion. The coding region runs from base 169 to 1962 and encodes 597 amino acids. The record is from RefSeq and is a predicted model, not a curated record. The transcript has 16 exons. Gene Ontology annotation, biological process: cellular response to oxidative stress; cell redox homeostasis; glutathione metabolic process.